Molecule: messenger RNA, 2667 nt
Organism: Penicillium crustosum
Lineage: Eukaryota; Fungi; Ascomycota; Eurotiomycetes; Eurotiales; Aspergillaceae
Product: putative C6 transcription factor (War1)
Exons: 4
Coding region: 1-2667 (888 amino acids)
Biological process (GO): regulation of DNA-templated transcription; DNA-templated transcription
Cellular component (GO): nucleus
Molecular function (GO): zinc ion binding; transcription cis-regulatory region binding; DNA-binding transcription factor activity, RNA polymerase II-specific
Source: RefSeq, a predicted model, not a curated record
AUGGAAAUCGACCCGCAGCUGCAACACACGCGAGACGGGGAGCCUCAACGGCCUUUUUACACGCCGACCCGACCGACAAUGGGCACAGGCCCGGAAUACCCGGAGCCACCCUCCCACGCACCUCUGAACCCUUACCAAAGCCGGGAUAUACAUAGCGAUGGGCACGGGCACGGCCAUGGACACGGGGACACGCACCCAUCAUUCGGGAUGGGUCCAGACAGCAAUCAGUCUCCAGAGCCGCACGACGGAUCAGGCGACGUCAAGCGGUCGCGGGCGUGCGAGCCCUGCCGACAGCUGAAAGUGCGCUGCGACCCAGAUCCAACGCACCCGGAGGGGUCGUGCAAGCGGUGCGCGAAAGCGCGACGGACAUGCGUCGUGACGGCGCCGACGCGCAAGCGACAGAAAAAGACCGACAGCCGGGUAGCGGAGUUGGAGCGGAAAAUCGAUGCUCUGACGGCGACGCUGCAGGUGUCGAAUUCAACUGGUGCGCUGUUCUCUGGUGGGGCGGGGCAUCAGCCGUCACCGUCUGGACAGCGGGAUGAGCAGCUGGUUGGUCGGAGGUGGAUGGGUGGGGAGUCGAAGCUAGCCGGGAGCAAACGGCAGCAUACCGGCGAAGUUAAGGAUUCGUCUGGUGGGUUGCUAGCGCCACGGUAUUCGCGGCCGGGUAGUCCAUCUGCGGAACAGAUUCCUAGCCAUGCAUCGAAGCAUUGGCGUAGACCUGUUGGUGGUGAUUCUGCACCGCCGCCGAAACCCGAGGCUAGCAAUGAGUUUGCUGAUAUGAUCGACCGGGGGAUUAUAGAUUACACCACUGCCAACGCGGCGUUUGAGCGAUGGCACCAGAGAUGCCUUUUGUUGUUUUUCCCGCCGGGGACUACGAUGAGCGAGGUUCGACGCAACAAACCUCAUUUGUUCCUUGCGAUCAUCGCCGCUGCUGUUGGCGUCUUUAGUCCCGACGCACAGCUGACCCUCGUGAAUGAAACAUAUCGUUUGAUCGCUGAGUUUGUUGUUAUCAAAGGCCAAAAGUCACUUGAGCUGGUUCAGACUAUCUUGAUAUGUUCUAUCUGGUAUCUGCCACCAGAUAACUUCGACGAGAUCAAGUUCUAUUCUUUGACGCAUAUGGCUGCGGUCAUGGCGAUGGAACUUGGAUUGAACCGCCCCAUUUCUGGAAAUAGACGGAGCUUCAAUAUGAUCCGCGAACUGAUCAUGAAAAAGCCAACGGGUCCGGCAUUUGAUCCAGAUGGACCGGAGGCAAGACGGACUUGGGUUGGCUGCUAUUACUUACCUGUCCAGAUGUCGGCGGCUCUGAGGAGAGUACAUUUGAUCACCUGGCAACCGUACAUGGAUGAGUGCCUUGAUAUUCUGGAAAAGCACCCGGAUGCCCUGCCCUCCGACCGGAAAUUGAAAUGGUGGGCAAAGCUGGGAGCGAUAAUGGAGGAUGCUGGGCAUCGCUUUUCUGCGGAUGAUCCCGGGUCCAUUUCUACCUUCGCGGACAGUAAUGCGUGGUAUAAUAUAAAAUUGCUUGAAGGUCGAUUGGCGCAGUGGAGAGGAGAGGUCCCGGAGGAACUUUACACUGGAGCAAUGGUUCACACAGAACGUGUCCUGAAUCUCUUCGUACAUGAGUCUGCCAUGAGCGUGGACUACAACACAGGCAACAAUUCUCCAUCUCAGAAUGAGUUGCACACGUCAUCAAUUGCGGCGGUUAUGGAUACGCUGACUACAGCCAUCCGCUGCAUUCACGAAAGUCUGGAUACCAUUUGCGCCAUUGAGAUUGACCAACUUAUAUCUUUGCCUACGACAUCAUUAGCGCGGACGACGUAUCCCGUGGUCAGUUUGAUAAAGAUAUACUCACUGUUCAUGUCGCCGGACAGCCGAAUCGGGCAGAUUCUCGACGUGCAGAGUCUUAAACUGGAUUACUAUCUGGAUAAAGUCAUCGCACAUUACCGUGCCGCCGCGGCGCGUGAUGGUGGCCGUGGAGCGGCGAAAUUUGGAAACAUAAUGGUGCUGUUACGCAAUUGGUUUAUUAAAAAGCGUGACCAGGGAGAUCAUGGUCGGGAAUUAAAAGAGGCUUUUUCAAAUGAUCAGAAACCCUCCGAUCGCCGACAGACACAUCGGGGCCAUGAUACUCCGACCGCGGCAACUGCCAAUUCAAGAGCGCAGAUGGCACCGGGCAUGACACCCCUCCAUUUCCUCAGCGAAGUAGCCAUGGGUGACCCAGCACACCGAUCGAAUAAUCCCAAUCCCCAGCGUUCGAUAACCGGACAAUCUUAUUCCUCAACCCACAGUCCGAAUUCAACAGUCAACCCAAUGACAACGCCAGGAUCAUCCAGUUUCGGGCCAGACCCACCCCAAACCAGCUGGUCUGGCGCAUCAUACUCAACCAGUCUCCCGAGUUCAGACAACCAAAUCGAGACAAGAGGUUUCUAUCAACCCUAUCCAUCCACGGAACUCACACAGAACUACCCAGAUCUACCGUCAAGUACGCAGACUCAAGGAUUCCCGGACAUGUCCACCGUGGCUGGGAUGCAACUUGCUCCUCCGAUGGGAAUGGCACCUGAUGUAGGCAUGGACCCGAAUGUCACUGAUCCUUGGUUUACGUUGGGGACUAUGAUGGAUGAUGGAUUGUUUACAUUCCCACUUUCUUUGGAUGGGAAUUUCGGAUUAUUCUAA